This is a messenger RNA of Pseudocercospora fijiensis CIRAD86, 339 nucleotides long. RefSeq lists its product as uncharacterized. Lineage: Eukaryota; Fungi; Ascomycota; Dothideomycetes; Mycosphaerellales; Mycosphaerellaceae. The coding region runs from base 1 to 339 and encodes 112 amino acids. The record is from RefSeq and is a predicted model, not a curated record. The transcript is spliced from 5 exons.
AUGGGAAAUCGCUGCGCCCUAGAACUAGAGAUCAUCUGCCACUAUUUGGAGUACUCUGGACCGCGUCAAGACUCCGGAGAGCGUUUGGGAGAAUAUUGGCUACACGACGUUCUAUCUUCACAAACGUUUUCAAGCUGCUCUUCUAUCCUAGGACGUAUGAUACCUAGAAAUCAGUUAGAGAAAAUCUUUCGUUCGGAGCAAGGCGGUCUUCGAGGUAUGGAAGUUGCGAUGCAGGAGGUUGGGAACGGCCCUUGCUCGGCGACAACCAGGAUCGAUUGCGCAGCCUUCUCCCUGCAGCUCCCACCCUGCCUCCGAUCAUGGAGCCUUGUAGCGUCAUAG